AUCACGAACUUGAGCUUGUUACAAUUAUCAUACUACAUAGAUUAGAUCAGACAAAGAUCGAAUAAUCCCAAAGCUCCGGGGAUCGAAAGGCACACAGCUCGUCACUUUUCUGAAAGCUCCGUGAGCGAUACCAACGAGCCACGGCCGGCACAUAUGUGAUUCCAUAAUAACGAGCCGGCGACCAAGGGACACCAACGCCGAGACAUGGCGGUCUGCACGAUGGCCACCAUGCACGCCGCCGUGCACCACCACCACCACCCCCUCCUCAACGUCCCGCCACCGCCACGCCACCGUGUCCGGGUCGUCGUCCGUCGGACGGCCGGCACCACGGCUGCGGCGGUGACGUCGGAGCCGGACACGUUCUCCAAUGCCUUCUGGGACUACAACCUCCUCUUCCGGUCGCAGCGCGCCGAGACGUCCGACCCCGUGCAGCUCCGCGUCGUCGAGGGCGCGAUCCCGGCGGACUUCCCGGCCGGCACCUACUACCUCGCCGGGCCCGGCAUGUUCUCCGACGACCACGGCUCCAUCGUCCACCCCCUCGACGGCCACGGCUACCUCCGCUCCUUCCGCUUCCACCCCGACCACGGCGUCCACUACUCCGCACGGUACGUGGAGACGGCGGCGAAGAGCGAGGAGAAAGGGGACGGGGCGUCGUGGAGGUUCACGCACCGGGGCCCCUUCUCGGUGCUGCAGGGCGGCCACAGGGUGGGCAACGUGAAGGUGAUGAAGAACGUGGCCAACACCAGCGUGCUCUGGUGGGGCGGCCGGCUGCUCUGCCUCUGGGAGGGCGGCAUGCCUUACGAGCUCGACCCCAACACGCUGGAGACCAUCGGUCCCUUCGACCUGCUCGGGCUCGCGGACGAGGCAGCGGCGGCACAGGGUCGGGUGGCCGGACGGCAGCGGCAGCGGCGGCCGUGGCUGGUGGAAGCCGGGCUGGACGUGGCCACCCGCUUGCUGCGCCCGAUUCUCAGUGGCGUGUUCAGCAUGCCGCCCAAGAGGCUGCUGGCGCACUACAAGGUCGACCCGAAGCGCAACCGGCUGCUCAUGGUGGCCUGCAACGCCGAGGACAUGCUCCUCCCGCGAGCCAACUUCACUUUCUACGAGUUCGACGCCGGCUUCGGGCUGGUGCAGAAGCGGGAGUUCGUCCUGCCGGCGCACCUCAUGAUCCACGACUGGGCAUUCACCGACUCCCACUACGUCGUCCUCGGCAACAGGAUCAAGCUCGACAUCCCCGGCUCGGCGCUGGCCAUGACGGGCACCUACCCGAUGAUAGGGGCGCUGCAGCUGGACCCGAGCAAGGAGACGACGCCGGUCUACCUGCUGCCGCGCUCCACGGAGGCCGUGGCCAGCGGCCGCGACUGGACCGUGCCCGUCGAGGCGCCGGCGCAGAUGUGGUCGAUGCACGUCGGCAACGCCUUCGAGGAGGACCUCGGCCGCGGCGGCCUCGACAUACGGCUGCACAUGUCGGCAUGCUCCUACGAGUGGUUCCAUUUCCACAGAAUGUUUGGUUACAGUUGGAAGAACAAGAAGCUCGACCCUACGUUCAUGAACGCAGCCAAGGGGAAGGAGCUGCUGCCUCGCCUCGUGCAGGUGGCAAUUGAGCUCGAUAAGAGAGGAGCCUGCCGGCGAUGUUCUGUUAAGAGAAUGUCCUAUCAGUGGAACAAGCCAGCAGACUUCCCGGCGAUAAACCCAAGCUACGCCAACAAGAGGAGCAGGUUCAUCUACGCAGGCGGGGCAUCCGGUUCGCGCAAAUUCCUCCCAUAUUUUCCGUUUGACAGCGUGGUGAAGGUCGAUGUCUCCGAUGGGACAUCGAGGCGGUGGUCUUGCGAGGGGCGCAAGUUUGUUGGGGAGCCGGUCUUCAUCCCAACCGGUGGUGGGGAGGAUCAUGGCUAUGUUAUUAUUGUAGAGUAUGCGGUAUCUGAAGAUAGAUGCAACCUGGUGGUGCUGGAUGCAAGAAAAAUAGGCAAAAAAAGUGCACUUGUGGCAAAACUUCAGGUUCCAAAGCACCUCACCUUCCCAAUGGGAUUCCAUGGGUUCUGGGCUGAUGAAUGAAGGACAAGAUCGGAAGCAUCCACUCUGGUGAGCAAUUGGUUGAGGUUCCAAAGCACCUCAGCUUCCCAGUGGGGUUCCGUGAUUCUGUCUAGGCUGAUGAAUGACACGCAAUUCAGAAGCAUCCGCCCUAAUAGCAAGUGUUAGGCACCCAAACAAUUACUGGGCAAAAUCUGAUAGAUUUUUCAUAUCAGUGUAAAAUGUACAGCUUGAUCCAUUCUUAUACAUCAAGCAUUCGUAGGAUCUUGUCAGGUGCUGCAUCAUUGAUCCCUUCUGAAUUUCAUAUCAGUGUAAAAUGUACAGCUUGAUCCAUUCUUAUACAUCAAGCAUUCCUAGGAGCUUGUCAGAUGUUGCAUCAUUGAUCC
Lolium perenne is the source of this 2414-nucleotide messenger RNA. RefSeq names its product carotenoid cleavage dioxygenase 7, chloroplastic. Gene Ontology annotation, biological process: carotene catabolic process. Lineage: Eukaryota; Viridiplantae; Streptophyta; Magnoliopsida; Poales; Poaceae. The record is from RefSeq and is a predicted model, not a curated record. Gene Ontology annotation, molecular function: 9-cis-epoxycarotenoid dioxygenase activity. Gene Ontology annotation, cellular component: chloroplast stroma.